This is a messenger RNA of Dioscorea cayenensis subsp. rotundata (Guinea yam), 1481 nucleotides long. RefSeq names its product probable dual-specificity RNA methyltransferase RlmN. Gene Ontology annotation, molecular function: RNA methyltransferase activity; iron-sulfur cluster binding. The transcript has 10 exons. The record is from RefSeq and is a predicted model, not a curated record. Lineage: Eukaryota; Viridiplantae; Streptophyta; Magnoliopsida; Dioscoreales; Dioscoreaceae. Gene Ontology annotation, biological process: tRNA methylation; rRNA base methylation. Bases 13 to 1200 code for a protein of 395 amino acids.
GGAGCUGCUCGCAUGGCGACGCUCCAGCACGUUUGCUCCGCUCCUCUGGCGCGUGCGAUGCGCUCCGGCGCCGCCGCCAUCGUCGCUUCCCCCACGGUGCGCUCGUCGUUGCCACACUCCGCCGAAUCGCGUGUUCUCCUUGGGUUGGCGGAGCCGGAGCUCCGGCAACUCGCCAUUGAUUUCGGUCAGCAAAGUUAUAGAGGCAAGCAGCUACAUGAUCUCCUCUACAAGACCAAGGCUAAGGAAAUCCAAGAUUUUAGCCACUUACCUCAGGGCUUCCGUGAUGAACUCCGUGAAGCAGGGUGGAGAGUUGGGAGGUCACCAGUUCACCGUGCUGUUACCGCAGCUGAUGGCACUAUAAAGAUGCUCAUAAAAUUGGAGGAUAAUAGAUUGAUUGAAACUGUUGGAAUACCAGUUGAAGAUGAUAAAGGUUCCUUUCGGCUCACUGCCUGCGUGUCAUCACAGGUUGGAUGCCCAUUGCGAUGCUCAUUUUGUGCUACAGGAAAGGGUGGGUACUCCAGGAACCUUCAACCACAUGAAAUUGUUGAGCAGGUAUUGGCUAUUGAGGAAAUCUUCAAACAUAGGGUGACAAAUGUUGUGUUUAUGGGUAUGGGCGAACCAAUGUUGAACCUUAAGUCAGUGUUGGAAGCACACAGAUGCUUGAAUAAGGAUGUAAGAAUCGGGCAACGGAUGAUGACAAUAUCAACAGUAGGUGUACCAAACACCAUUAAGAUAUUGGCAGCACACAAGCUUCAGUCGACAUUGGCUGUCAGCUUGCAUGCCCCUAAUCAGAAACUUCGAGAAACAAUUGUUCCAAGCGCAAAGUCUUACCCCUUGAAUGCACUUAUGGCUGAUUGCAUGGAUUAUUUUCUCCAAACUGGGCGAAGAGUAUCCUUCGAAUACACACUUCUAGCUGGAAUUAAUGAUGGAUCAGAACAUGCUGUGGAACUUGCAGAAAUGCUGCAUCGAUGUGGUCAUGGUUAUCAUGUCAAUUUGAUACCAUAUAAUCCAAUAGAAGGUUCUGAAUACCGAAGACCAUACAAAAAAGCGGUGAUGGCUUUUGUGGCAGCGCUUGAGUCUCGGAGGAUCACAGUCACUGUUCGGCAAACGCGAGGACUCGAUGCAAGUGCAGCUUGCGGGCAACUUCGAAAUGACUUUCAGAAGAUCCCAUUGAUCGAGUCACCAUCAUCAUCUAUUUGAAAAACUUGGGCCGAUUUCAAGGUUAUGUCACAGACUUCAGGCGAGUGGUUCUAUCAUGAACUUGGGAUCGAUCUUCACACACCUCAAGAGUCCAUGUUAUGUGUUUCAGAACCGGGACGGACAGCCACCAACCACUGGAUGCAAUGAAUUUUUUUUUAAAGUGUGAUCUAAUGGAUGAUCAAGAAAGUGUUGAGAGUUUUUUUGGUCGAUGUUCUUGUCCAUUCUAAAAUGUUUAAGAUCAUAUUUCAGCAUGUGAUAAAUUCGAUAAACAUAUUCACUGA